This is a messenger RNA of Periophthalmus magnuspinnatus, 686 nucleotides long. RefSeq names its product PHD finger protein 11 (gene phf11). Lineage: Eukaryota; Metazoa; Chordata; Actinopteri; Gobiiformes; Gobiidae. The transcript has 8 exons. The record is from RefSeq and is a predicted model, not a curated record. Gene Ontology annotation, molecular function: histone deacetylase binding; histone binding. Bases 42 to 686 code for a protein of 214 amino acids. Gene Ontology annotation, cellular component: nucleus.
GCUUCCUGCAUGUUCCUCCUUUUUAUAAAGAUAAAGAUAAAAUGAACUGUGGUGUUGUGUGCGUCCUGUGCCGGACGUCCGAGGAGAACAAGAUCACUGGACCUUUAUCUACGAAAGAAGAAGUUACUGCUCAUCAGAACUGUUUGCUGUAUUCUUCUGGACUUUUCUGUCGGAACACUCCAGACUUUGAUGACUUGUUUGGUUUCUCUGCCAAAGAUGUUUUGUCAGAGCAGCAACGUGGACGCAGAUUGUCUUGCAGCAAGUGUAAGAAAAAAGGUGCCACUGUGGGGUGCGAAACCAAAGCCUGUAAGAAGUCUUACCAUUAUCCAUGUGCUAUCCAAGCUAAAGCCCAGACAUUUGAGGACCAAGUGAACGGCAAGUUUGGGUUACACUGUGUUCACUGUCAGAAAACACAGUCUCAUGCAUCUUCAGAAGAAGGGUUAUAUGAUGAUUUACCCAGCACUUCCACUCGUAAUCCCAAGAGGAAAUUGGACUUCGGUGACAGGCAAAAAGAGAAAAAAGACCGUAGGCGCUCAAGAUUAAUAAUCUUAGAUGAAUCCACAGACUCAGAUGUGACUGAUGCUGGUGAGCCAAUAGCCAUGUUUGGCCCUAUAGAGUCAGACUUGGAGGAAAAUACCAACUCACAAAAUGCACUGGUCAGUCUAAAAUCACAUUAUGUAAAUUAA